GACAGCGCGCCCUCAAGAGGCCAGGGUGCACAUCACUCCUUGGGUAGAAGCUCAAAGGCAGACCCAGAGAGGCGGAGUCAGAGAAUCCAAACCUAGGGUAAAUAAAGGGAGUGUCACCCUGUCCAAGGCCCCUGAGACCUAGAGACUCCCGCCUCCCCCGGGCCGACAACAACGAAGUGCUGAGUCACGCUGACUGACGACCUGCGCUCUGCAAACCCUUCUUCUGUACCCUGUGUCCCUGACGCUGAGGCCCCGACUCUGCAGAGGCUCUAGGCUCUGCCAGCCGGCUGUGGCUUCCCUCCUGGGCCUGCGCUACCGCAAGAGUGAGUGGCCUGGGCGCUCUCCCCCCAUCCCCCUCCAGGGUGAUUUUGCCCUCUAUUCUCUACAGCUCAACACCAGAACAUUCUUUAUACACUUCAAAAUGGGAUCAUCUAAGAAGGUUACUCUCUCAGUGCUCAGCCGGGAGCAGUCGGAGGGGGUUGGAGCUCGGGUCCGCAGAAGCAUUGGCAGACCUGAGUUGAAAAAUCUGGAUCCAUUUUUACUGUUUGAUGAGUUUAAAGGAGGAAGGCCAGGAGGGUUUCCUGAUCACCCACACCGAGGUUUUGAAACAGUUUCUUACCUUCUGGAAGGGGGCAGCAUGGCCCAUGAAGACUUCUGCGGGCAUGUUGGUAAAAUGAACCCAGGAGACCUACAGUGGAUGACUGCAGGCCGGGGCAUUCUGCAUGCUGAGAUGCCCUGCUCAGAGGAGCCAGCCCAUGGCUUACAGCUGUGGGUGAAUUUGAGAAGCUCGGAAAAGAUGGUGGAGCCUCAGUACCAGGAGCUGAAAAAUGAAGAGAUCCCAAAACCCACCAAGGAUGGUGUGACAGUCGCUGUCAUUUCAGGAGAAGCCUUGGGAAUAAAGUCUAAAGUUUACACACGCACACCCACCUUAUAUCUGGACUUCAAGUUGGACCAAGGAGCAAAGCAUUCCCAGCCUAUUCCUCAAGGGUGGACAAGCUUCAUUUAUACCAUCUCUGGAGACAUAUAUAUUGGGCCUGAUGAUGCUCAACAAAAGAUAGAACCCCAUCACACAGCAGUGCUUGGAGAAGGUGACAAUGUCCAGGUGGAAAAUAAGGACCCCCAAAUAAGCCAUUUUGUCUUAAUUGCUGGGGAGCCAUUAAGAGAACCAGUUGUCCAACAUGGUCCCUUUGUGAUGAAUACCAAUGAAGAAAUUUCUGAGGCCAUUCUUGAUUUCAGGAAUGCAAAAAAUGGUUUCGAGGGGGCCAAAACCUGGAAGUCAAAGAUUGGAAACUAAUGAAGAGCUGAAAUUCUGCCAUUUGGAUGGACUGACCAUUCAGUAUAUUCAAUUUCCAAAGCUGGCUUAGCUGGUUCUUCUAAAGAAUUUUACAUUAAGCAUAGUGGUGGUGGCACACGCUUUAAUUCCAGCUGUUAGGAGGCAGAGACAGUCAGAUCUUUGAGUUCAAGGUCAGCCUGGUCCACUGUUGAGUUCCAGUAUAGCCAGAGCUACACAGAGAAAUCCUAUCUUGAAAACCCAAAAAUAAAAAAAAAGAAUUCCACAUUAAUACGAAAAUAUGGAUUUGUAGUGAGUCAUCAGAAUGCAUUAUGUACAUGUAUGAAAUUGUGAAAGAACAGAUUUAACUAUUUUAAAAAGGAAAAGUAUAAACAAUAAAAAGUGGUAGGAAUAUAUGCAAAUAA
Messenger RNA from Mesocricetus auratus (golden hamster), 1695 nucleotides. It is a transcript of the gene Pir, whose product is annotated as pirin. Gene Ontology annotation, molecular function: quercetin 2,3-dioxygenase activity. The transcript has 10 exons. Gene Ontology annotation, cellular component: nucleus. The record is from RefSeq and is a predicted model, not a curated record. Gene Ontology annotation, biological process: monocyte differentiation. The coding region runs from base 422 to 1294 and encodes 290 amino acids. Lineage: Eukaryota; Metazoa; Chordata; Mammalia; Rodentia; Cricetidae.